UUCAAAUCAGAAAUUUCAACUCCCUCACGUCAAGUUGCAAAGUACCCCUGACUCUUCAUCUCUCUCUGCGCAGACAACCCCUGGCAUUGGGGUAAAUACUGAGGGUCUUUGCACGGAGCCUCCUGCUGAUCCUCAGAACAACAGAGGCGGGAGAAGAUGGUGACGCGCCUUCUGAUAAACCAUCCCCAGGAUGUGGUGACCUUCCCUGACGUGGCUGUGAACUUCAGCCUGGAGGAGUGGAGGUGCCUGGACACUUCCCAGCGGAAGCUCUACAGGGAUGUGAUGCUGGAGACCUAUCAGCACCUGCGGGCCGUCGUCCACAAUUCUCCUGGCUCUGUGCUAAAGGAUGACUCCUAUGAGUGCUCAGGGACCAUGGGGGUGCCGAGGAUUGAACCCGCUUGGCAGCUUAAAAGGGCAUUCUGGGGUGAAGCCUGCGGUGAUCUCCUGGCUGAAAGGAGGAACCCUGAGGCCGGGGAGGAGGAGGAAAUGGCAGCCUUCGUGGAAGGUGGACUCUAA
Molecule: messenger RNA, 516 nt
Organism: Sorex fumeus (smoky shrew)
Lineage: Eukaryota; Metazoa; Chordata; Mammalia; Eulipotyphla; Soricidae
Product: zinc finger protein 120-like
Exons: 6
Coding region: 157-516 (119 amino acids)
Biological process (GO): regulation of DNA-templated transcription
Source: RefSeq, a predicted model, not a curated record